AUAAAAAAAUGGAAUAUUAUUUUACGAUAUUGACAAUUUAUUUGUUGAGUUCCAUUGGAUACUCACACAGCGUAGAUCGUGAUAUUAAUUUAUGCACAGAACCAAUUAAGCAUUACAAAGAGUUGGGAUGUCAUCCGGCGACAGAGGAAGGGCGACAUUGCCCAACGCGUUAUUUGUGCCCGAACAUCACGAUGUUCGAUGCCAAUCGUUGUCAUUACAGGGAAAAGGAGUACUAUAUCACGCAAAAAUUGACAGACGACAAGACGAGUGAUCAAUGCGUUACUCGAUGCACUUGUUCUGAUGAUGUUUAUCCACGGGGUUGGAAAUGCAAAGAUGUUCAAUGUCCCCAUACAACGGGAAAAAUUGAUCCCACAAAAUGUGUUGGGCAAUACAAACUCGGAAAUUGCUGUCCUCACGAAUAUCUCUGCGAGGAACGUGAGAUUGAAGAAUUAGCACAGUGCAAAUAUGAUGGCGAAAUUUAUUUAGAAGGCGAAAAAUUCUAUCCUGAAAAAGAAAAAUGUUGGAGUUGCAUCUGUACAAGGACCUUCAAUGCUUCCAUUCCGGUCAUCAAUAAUCCCUUCUGUCGUGAAAUCGAUUGCGGCAUCGAGUUGCGUUACUUUAAUGAAUUACGACGCGGAUGUAUUCCCAUUUAUUAUGAAGAUCGUUGCUGUCCCACAGAUUGGAAAUGUCCUGACAAGACAGACACUGUCGAACGUAAUGGAUACAAGAAAAACAUUCAUAAAAUAUUUUGCGAAUUUGGUGACCUUAAAAUCAAAAUUGGUGAUAUCGUUAAAACGGAUGAUAAGUGCCUGAAAUGCGUUUGCGGUAUUCCGCCGAUGCCACACUGCAUGAUCGACGAAGAUUGUGUGAUUGAGGAAAAGAGGAAGUAACAAGUUAAUUGUGUUUUGAGAAAAAAAGUGAAGGUUUACAGAAAAAAAAACAAUUCAAAUGAGAACCAUGAAAAAAACUGAGUAUUAAAAAAGUUCUCAGCAAAUAGUGAUUGUUGUAUACUAAUUGGAAAAUGAAACAAUUGAAAAAUGUGAAAAAAAUCAAUACAAUACUCAAACUCAAAAAUAUAUGAGUCAAUAU
Messenger RNA from Culicoides brevitarsis, 1089 nucleotides. RefSeq lists its product as uncharacterized. The coding region runs from base 9 to 890 and encodes 293 amino acids. The record is from RefSeq and is a predicted model, not a curated record. The transcript is spliced from 5 exons. Gene Ontology annotation, cellular component: membrane. NCBI's taxonomy places the organism in Eukaryota, Metazoa, Arthropoda, Insecta, Diptera, Ceratopogonidae.